This is a messenger RNA of Ambispora leptoticha, 234 nucleotides long. NCBI's taxonomy places the organism in Eukaryota, Fungi, Glomeromycota, Glomeromycetes, Archaeosporales, Ambisporaceae. The record is from the annotation of a GenBank genome assembly.
AUGUCUGAAAUUCCGCAAUCUCAAGCUGAACCUGUUCGAGCUGAUACUCACGAAGAAAGAAGUGAGCGUUCUUACAAGUCUAUCGCACAUAAUCCGACCGUUUCUCAUGAGGCACGAGUUCACGCUGCAGAAAAACUCGCCGAAAUGCAUAAAGCUCGUACUGGAGAAGAAAUUGAUCCUGAAAAUGAAGCAGCAAUUGGCGAUAAAAAAGCUGAAUUAAGAAAUGCUGAAUAA